Messenger RNA from Dinoponera quadriceps, 6873 nucleotides. RefSeq names its product fatty acid synthase-like. The coding region runs from base 1 to 6873 and encodes 2290 amino acids. The transcript has 19 exons. The record is from RefSeq and is a predicted model, not a curated record. Gene Ontology annotation, molecular function: 3-oxoacyl-[acyl-carrier-protein] synthase activity; oxidoreductase activity; phosphopantetheine binding. Gene Ontology annotation, biological process: fatty acid biosynthetic process. Lineage: Eukaryota; Metazoa; Arthropoda; Insecta; Hymenoptera; Formicidae.
AUGGACGGUAGCAAAUGGUUUAACCCAUAUAUGAAAGUUCCUCCAGAGGAGGAAAUUGUGAUUUCCGGUAUCGCAGGACGAUUUCCCGGCUCUGAUAAUAUAAAGGAACUACAAGAAAAUCUUUUGCAUAAGGUGGACCUCGGUUCAGACGACGAUAGACGAUGGAACAAUGUAAAUUACGACAUGCCUGCUCGAUCCGGAAAGACUAAUAAUGGAGAGAAGUUUGACGCGCAAUAUUUCAACAUGACAUCUUCGGAAGCGCACGUCACUGAUCCUAUGUGCAGGAUGUUGCUUGAGCACACUUACGAAGCGAUUGUUGAUGCCGGUAUAAAUCCCAAAGAAUUAAGAGGAACGAAAACUGGUGUCUUCGUAGGAUCGUGUUACUCUGCGACAGCAAACAUAAUUCUCUAUCACAAGCCUCAAGUAGCUGGAUACCCAUUUAUUGGGUGCAGUAAAUACUGGUUAGCGAACAGCAUUUCUCACUGGCUCGGCCUUAAUGGGCCAUCUUAUGUCGUGGAUACGGCCUGCAGUUCAAGUCACUACGCCAUGGCGGAAGCUUACAGGAUGAUACGAAAUGGAGAAUGCGACGCGGCCAUCGUAGGGGGCUCCAAUCUUUGCCUGCAUCCCCAUAUUUCGCAUCAAUUCUUCCGUCUCGGAGUUCUCUCCGUUGAUGGUUACUGCAAGCCAUUCGACGAGUCUGGUACUGGAUAUAUGCGCAGCGAAGCUAUCGCGAUAGUAUAUCUCCAGAAAGCGAAGGAUGCAAGGCGAAUCUAUGCUACCUACGUCUACGCUAAAACCAAUUCUGAUGGCUUUAAGCAAGAAGGCAUUACAUAUCCCUCUUUCAGCAUGCAGAAGAAGUUAUUAGAAGAGUUUUAUAACGAAUGCGAUGUUGCACCCGAAAUGCUCUCCUAUAUGGAGGCCCAUGGAACUGGUACUCCAGCAGGAGAUCCGGUAGAAGUUGACGCCAUCGACCAGUCCUUAUGUUCAAAAAGGUCUACUCCUUUGUUGAUGGGUUCGGUGAAGUCGAAUCUUGGUCAUUCGGAGCCUACCAGUGGUCUUUGUCAAGUAGCAAAAGUAUUGAUAGCAAUGGAAACCGGUAUAAUCCCGCCAAAUAUGCACUAUGAAACCCCGCGAAAAGAAAUUACUGCUAUAUGCGAAGGUAGAAUAAAGAUCAUCACAGAACCUACUUCAUGGGGCGGUGGUUACGUGGGUAUUAAUUCUUUCGGAUUUGGCGGUGGCAAUUGUCACGUAUUAUUGAAGUCGAAUCCCAAAAAUAAAAUAAAACAUGAAACAUCGGACGAUUUACCGAGACUUGUACUUGUAUCUGGUCGUACUGAAGAGGCUGUGAAAACUCUUUUAGAUGAUGUGAAUAGUCGACAACUGGAUGUGGAAUAUAUCGCUCUUUUGCACCGUCUGCAUGCUGAAAAUAUAGAGGGUCAUCCGUACAGGGGAUAUACUAUAGCUGGAUCUCAAAUAAGCCAAUUGAUGAAACUGCCGAUGUUCGCCAAGGCAAUUGAGACAUGUAAUGCAACAUUAAAGCAGUACAAUAUAUGCGUCACAGAUAUUUUAACGAACGAAAACAUAACUGCUUGCGACAGUAUUUUAAAAUCGUUUGUAGCGAUCAUUGCUACACAGAUUGGAAUGGUGGAUCUCUUAACGCAUGUUGGUAUCGUGCCCGAUUACAUUAUUGGUCAUUCUAUUGGUAACCUGAUCUGCGAAUAUAUUGAUGGACGUUUCACUGUCGAAGAAACGAUUUUAAUGGCGUAUUACAUGGGCGUUGCAUUUGAACAGGCCAACAUACAGGUUAACGAUGCUACGAAUAACUACAACUCUCUUGAGACUGUCAGAUCAAAAUUCUUGGAGCUUCUCAGCUAUAUAUUAUCAUCGCAGUCUUUAAAAAGUCGCGGUCUGAUAUGGUUGGGCAGAUCUCGUAAUGAACGGGACAACACACCUGCAAAUGUAGCAGCAUAUUAUGCUGACAGUAUAUUGUAUCCAAUACCAUUCCAAGAAGUUAUAUCUUUGAUACCGAAAAAUACGGUACUCGUCGAGAUAAUACCACACAGUGGUUUCGAACCUACUAUGGCAAAGUCGUUGGAGUCAACGUUGAUUUCACUAUGCAAUCGCGACCAGAAUACCAUACAAAGUUUUUUCCAAGGAAUUGGAGAUCUUUAUAAUAUAGGUUUUCAGCCGCAGAUUGCAAAUUUGUACCCGCCGGUGGAAUUUCCGGUUAGUCGCGGGACACCAAUGAUAUCUCCUCUCGUCAGAUGGGAUCAUUCUGAGGAUUAUUACUUCUUUCGUUAUGAAGGACAGCAAAAGAUUUACAGCAGAGAAAGAAUCGUUAAUAUUACAAUCACUGACGAAGACUUCGAUUAUAUGUCUGGUCAUGUGAUUGAUGGAAAGAAUUUGUUACCGGCUACGGGUUAUCUUUACUUAAUUUGGGAGAUGAUUGGUUUGUUAAACGGAAUCGAUCACUGCAACAUACCGAUUGUAUUUGAAAAUGUUAAAUUUGUUCGUGCUACUCACUUAACAAAAAAUAACCUGGAAUUAACUCUUAUGAUACAGGAAGGCAUUAAUAAUAUAGGUAAUAACUUCGAAAUCAUAGAGGGUGACAAUGUCAUUGUCAGUGGAGUUGUGAGAAUACCUGACAACAUCGCGAAUGAAAAAUUACCCGCUCCUUUUCGAUCCGAGGGCGAUGAUACUGAAGAGUGCAUGUGCACGGCAGAUAUUUACAAGGAGCUACGACUACGUGGAUAUCAAUAUACAGGUUUAUUCCGUUCGUUGAAGAGCGCCACGAUUACUGGUAUGGUAGGACAUAUCAAAUGGCAAGCUAAUUGGGUGGCAUUUAUGGACAAUAUGCUGCAAAUGAUAAUCCUGUCAUUCGACUCGAGAAGUAUUUACCUGCCGACCCAAAUUCGAAAAUUAAUAAUCGACCCUACCUAUCAUAUGAUGCAGUUGCAGAAGCUGUCCGUUGAAGAACGGAUUCUGCCCGUACGUGUCAGCAAUUGCCUGGAUGUUAUAAUAUCCGGAGGAAUAGAAAUUUAUGGACUUAAAGCUACGUCCAUAUCUCGUCGAAUGAUUAGCACCGAAGCAGUGCACGAGGAAUAUAGUUUCGUUGCUUAUCGGGAUCAUGCCGCGAUAUCUUUAGAAAGGGCGGUAAAAAUGGCGGUGCACAUCGCGCUUGAAUGUUACGAAAUGAUAAAUGUUAAAAUGAUGGAGUUCCUCGAGGACGACGACAUGAUCCAGCAGGAUAGUCUAAUUACUCCGAUUAUCCAGGAGGUCCUAAACAAUUUGCCGCUAGUGCGAUCUAAUCUCACAUUGGUCGCGGCGGCCAACAGAUACGACAGCUCCGUUUUGCCUUCGAAUCUCACGACAGUGCAGCUUAACAAACUAGCGAAAGAUGACAAAUUUCUAAUGAUCAUUGCAGUCGGAGUACUAAAGAAAGGUACGCGCGACUCAACCAAUCAAUUAUUGUCCAGAAUAAUGGCUGGAGGUUUUCUCUUGACACGAGAAGAUCUCAACGGCUCUUACGAUCAUGCGUUACUGCAACGCUACGAUCUGAACAUCAUCAUGGAGAAAAGUACGGAAGGAGAAGUGCUGGUGCUCUUGAGAAAGGCGCAAAGAUCCGUGAGAAGACGGGAAAUCGUACACGUAAACAACCACGAAUUCUCGUGGAUCGACAAGCUCAAAUCUGCCAUGGAGGUGGACGACGAAUCAGGCACGAACGCCAGAGUAAUAGUCGUCGCGGAGGGUGAUCCCGAAUGUGGUGUAUUAGGACUUGUUAAUUGCUUACGAAAGGAGCCGGGUGGCGAAAUUGUUAGAUGCAUAUUUAUUCAAGAUAAGGACGCACUUGAGUUUUCUUUGCAAGAACCUUUCUAUAUGAAUCAGUUGCAAUUGGAUUUACCUAUUAACGUCUUACGUCCUGGUAAUGUUUGGGGCUCAUAUCGGCACUUUUCGUUACCAUUGCCGGAACCAAGACUCGUGCGGUGCGGUUACGUCGUUCAAAAGGUUCGAGGUGACUUGAGUACGCUUCGUUGGGUCGAAGGAUCUCACAAUAUCGAACCUGAAAAUCUUGUACGUAUAGUUUAUACGACACUGAAUUUCAAAGACGUCAUGAUAGCUACCGGUAAACUUGCUUUGGAAUCCCUUGCACCGGUUGGACGGGACGUCGAUUCCUUAUUAGGUUUUGAAUUUGUCGGUAUUGAUAGCAUUGGACGAAGAAUAAUGGGAAUAUGCUCGGACAGAGCAAUAUCAAAUACCUUAUUGCAUCAUAACGCAAUAUCCUGGAUUAUACCUGACGAAUGGACCUUGGAGGACGCCGCCACAGUUCCUUGCGUUUACGCCACAUGCUACUAUUCUUUAUAUAAGUAUGGAAAGAUAAAGAAAGGGGAGAAAGUACUCAUUCAUUCGGGUAGCGGUGGCAUCGGUCAGGCCGCGAUUAAUCUAGCGCUUCACGAAGGAUGCGAAGUAUUUACGACAGUCGGAACUCCAGAGAAACGACAGUUCAUUAGAGAAACAUUCCCCUGCAUUCCCGACGAUCAUAUCGGCAGUUCUCGCGACACAAGUUUCGAACAAAUGAUCGUUCGGCAGACACGAGGACGGGGUGUUGACAUCGUAUUGAAUUCUCUGGCUGAAGAAAAGCUCCAAGCAUCCCUUCGCUGUUUAGCGAGAGGCGGUCGAUUCUUGGAAAUUGGCAAAUAUGAUCUAAUUUCUAAUAAUGUUCUCAACAAAAUGGCGUUUGCGAGAGGCAUUAGUUUUCAUGGAAUUAUGUUAGACAGAAUAAUCAGCGCCAAAGAAGAAAUGGAGGCAGAGGUGUUCAAUUAUCUUUUAGAAGGUUUGAGAAAUCAUGUGAUAAAACCGCUCCCGAGGAAGACGUUCGAAAGGACCGAAGUAGAAGAUGCUUUCAGGUACAUGGCAACCGGUAAGCACAUAGGAAAGAUAGUGAUUAAAAUACGCGAUGAAGACAAUCCGUUGGAACAUCCUAUUCUCGCUCAUCCCCGAUUUUUCUGCGAGAUCCAUAAAUCUUACGUCAUUCUGGGCGGCCUGGGCGGCUUCGGACUGGAAUUAGCGGACUGGCUGAUUCUUCGCGGAGCCCGAAAACUCCUGUUAACUUCGCGGACUGGAAUACGUAACGGCUAUCAGCGCUCGAGAGUGGAACUAUGGAAGUCUUACGGAGCGGAUGUUCAGAUCGUCGCGGGUGCUGAUGCGUCCGAUCGCAAGGACUGUGCGUUUAUUUUGAAAUCCGCUGCGAAAAUGGGGCCAGUGGACGUUAUAUUUAACCUCGCGGUUGUACUCAGAGAUUCCAUCUACAAGAACCAAACCGUGGAGGCCUUCGAAGAGUCAUUCAAGCCGAAGGCGAUGGCAACGAAGACGUUGGACGAGCUCUCGAGGGAGAUGUGUCCCGAUCUCCGGCGCUUCGUCGUUUUCUCUUCCGUUUCAUGCGGCCGAGGAAAUGCGGGGCAAACUAAUUACGGCAUGGCUAAUUCCAUUAUGGAGAGAAUAUGCGAAAAAAGAGUACAGGACGGUUUACCUGGGAUGGCUAUACAAUGGGGCGCGGUGGGCGAUGUUGGACUCGUUGCUGAUAUGCAAGAGGACAAUAAUAAGGAACUCAUUAUCGGCGGUACACUGCAGCAAAGGAUACAGUCCUGUCUGGAUUCACUGGACGCUUUUCUGAUGCAGAGUCGACCGAUCGUUGGUAGUAUGGUCGUAGCUGAAAAGCGCGCGGGCUUCGGCGGAGUUAUGAAUAUUCUGGAGACCGUAGCGAAUGUCAUGGGGGUGAAGGAUUUAAAAGCGGUCGGACAUCGCACCCCAUUAUCUGAGCUCGGCAUGGACUCGAUGAUGGCUGUGGAGAUUAAGCAAACGUUGGAACGAGAAUUCGAUGUUUAUCUUACCGCGCAAGAUAUUCGAAAUCUCACUUUCGCAAAACUGAGCGACAUGGCCGACAAAGACAAGCGUUUUGCAAAGGACAACGAUUUCACUGUAGAUUCGGAGGGUGGAAAACUCUUUAUUCGUUUAAUGAGCAAUUUAGUCAUGGUUCCGGACGUUUGUCUAGAAAUGCCCACGAAACAAAAGAAGGAGAGAGAUCGUGUAUUCUUUCUACCUGGUGUCGAAGGUUGUGGAAGCGUGUUUAAUACAUUGGCUUCGGAAAUCCAGGCUCCCGCAACGUGUUUGCAGCAUGGCACGAACAAUAUCCCCACGUGCGAAUCGGUGGUGGAGUCAGCUGCUAUCUUAUUACCGCAAAUUCUGACGAGGAUGAAGCAUUCUAAAGAAUUUAUAAUAGUCGGAUAUUCGUAUGGAUCAGUAAUUGCUAUUGAGCUGGUGAGACUGUUAGAGGCUAGAAAUCUCACAGGACGGUUAAUAUUAAUCGACGGCGCUCCCGAUCAGAUGAAAGCUAUGAAAGAACAACAUUUCCUUUUUACCACUAUUCAAGAUUUUCAGAAUAAAAUUCUCUUAGCUCUAAUGGACACGUUCUACGUGUUUGACAAUGCAAUGGUAUCUGUAGUAUAUUGUGAGGUUUUAAUGAGAUUGUCCAAAUACAACACGUGGGAGGAAAAAUUGAACGUUUUCAUCGACUAUAUUCCCGACAAGGCUAAACAUGUAGCUUCUAUUGAGAAUUACAAAAUAUAUUGCACAUCUAUUUAUAAACAUCUACUCGCUCUUCACGAAUACGAUGCUUCUUCAUUGCCGUCAUUGAAAUCACCUAUAUUGUUAUUAAAACCUACAUUAGCAUCUUUGUCUUCUGCCGAGGAAGAUUACGGCUUGAGCAAGGUGACUGAAGGUUUAGUACAAGUUCAUUACGUGGAAGGCAAUCAUAUCACGAUGUUGGACAAUUACCAAGUUGCUGCUGCUAUUAACGGAGAUAUUUUUAUAAACUAG